Molecule: messenger RNA, 2738 nt
Organism: Empidonax traillii (willow flycatcher)
Lineage: Eukaryota; Metazoa; Chordata; Aves; Passeriformes; Tyrannidae
Gene: DNAL1
Product: dynein axonemal light chain 1
Exons: 10
Coding region: 103-1326 (407 amino acids)
Biological process (GO): fatty acid metabolic process; acyl-CoA metabolic process
Cellular component (GO): cytoplasm; peroxisome
Molecular function (GO): protein kinase binding; fatty acyl-CoA hydrolase activity
Source: RefSeq, a predicted model, not a curated record
UGCCUCUUCCAGUCGUGCGCGCACUAUCGAGCGGACAGCCGCGGGGAGCUGCACCUGGGCACGGACGCCUCCCAGGGCGGGGACUACACCGGCGUGGAGCCCAUGGGGCUCUUCUGGAGCCUCUCCCCCGCCGCCAUGGAGCGGCCGUACCAGCGGCUCGUUCCCCGCAGCACCGAUGCCCCGAUGAAGGUGGAGGUGUCGGUGCACCAGGGCCACAGCCCGCCGGGUGCCAUGCCCGGGCCCGUGGUGACUAAGACCGAGGUGGAGAGGUGGUUCACGGCCCCCGGCGUGCGGAGGAUCCGGCUGAAGGAAGGAGUCGUAAGGGGCUCCCUCUUUCUGCCGCCGGGGGAUGGCCCCUUUCCAGGAGUGAUUGACAUGUAUGGUGACGAAGGAGGCUUGAUUGAACUUAGAUCCAGUCUCCUGGCUACCCGUGGUUUUGCUGCUCUUUCUCUGCCAUAUUUUGACUUUGAAGAUCUUCCUAAGGUCAUGAAAGAACUCAAACUGGAGUACUUUGAGGAGGCAGCUAGAUUCCUGCAGCGUCACCCAAAAGUGAAAGGACCAGGAGUUGGAGUGAUUGGGACUGGAAAAGGGGCAGAAUUAGCACUCUCCAUGAUCACCUUCCUGCCAGAAGUCGUGGCUGCUGUCUCUAUCUCUGGCUGUAGUUCAAACACAGUUGCAGACCUCCAUUACGGUGAUAUGACUCUGCCUGGGCUGCGUUUUGAUAUGAACAAGGCCAAAGCAACAACUAUCAAAGAAGCUCUAGCCAAAUGGGAAGAAAAAAAUGGCCAGAAGGCUUCAGAGGCAAAGGAGGUGAAACUGUACGGUCAGGUUCCUCCUGUAGAGAAGAUGGAUGCAUCUCUCUCCACACUUGUUAACUGCGAGAAACUAUCGCUGUCUACCAACUGCAUUGACAGAAUCGCCAACUUGAGCAACCUAAAAAAUUUGAGGAUUCUGUCUUUGGGGAGAAAUAAUAUAAAGAACUUGAGUGGAUUGGAGGCAGUUGCUGAUACUUUAGAGGAGCUGUGGAUCUCAUACAACUUAAUUGAGAAACUGAGGGGUAUCAAUGUAAUGAAGAAGCUGAAGGUUCUUUAUAUGUCAAAUAAUUUGGUGAAAGACUGGGCAGAGUUUGUGAGACUGGCAGAGCUGCCAUUGCUAGAGGAUCUGGUGUUUGUAGGCAAUCCACUACAAGAGAAAUAUGCCUCCUCUGAUCAGAAGAACAGCUGGAUUGAAGAAGCAACCAAACGUGUACCAAAGUUGAAAAAGCUGGAUGGUACCCUAGUUGUUAAAGAAGAAGAAGAAGAAGGAGCAGAAGAAGGAGCAAACUGAAGACACUUUCUUGUUGGGUAUUUGAUUAUUUAAGUGACUCCAGAUAGCUUGGCACAUAUAACUUUUAUAUAAAAUAUUUGAAGAAAAUCUUUGGGCCAUUUUUAAAAGACCAGCUUAUCUCCACAGUCUCUCACCCAAAGAGUUAGUUACCAAAAAUUGGUCACACUGAUUUUGUCAAGCUUAUGACACUUUCUGUAGAGACCAGUGGAGCUGAGUUUAUCUGCUGUUUGGCUAGCAAGAGAUCUUUACCUAAACUAAUAUAUAGCUAUUUUUAAUUCCUGAUUAGUGGUGCUUGUUCACUCUUGGGUUAUAAGAGAACCAUUUUAUCUUGUUAGGUGCAUCUGGCCAACAUUUAAUUGGAAACAUUGAGGCCAAAAGGAUAAUGUUGUAGUUUAGAGAACCUUACGAGCUUUGUUGUGUUUGAUUUUGUCAUGGGACUCCCUCAAUGUUUUUAAUAUGCAAGUUAGCCUUUUUAUUCCCCGAACUGUUAUGCCAAACAGGCCCAGUAGUUGUGGAUAUACUCACAACAAAGGUAUUGAUCUGAUGAUCGUUUGUUCCUGGCCUUAAGUUUUGAAAUGGGCUUCUCACAUUGGAACUCAACUGCAUUGCUUAGGAGGCCGUGUAUAACUUAUCUUAUUUAUUUAUUUAUUAAGAGGCAAUGGGAAUUUUUUGCAUGGUUUCAGUGAGACUAAAAUAUCUGCUAGCUUUUUUUUUCAUCUCUAACUAAGAAAUUACUUCGGAUUGGACUAUGUGGCCUAUUAGCCUGCAGCUGGUUCCUGGGUUUGGACUGGGUCACUGGUGGAGAUAAUCCUUUUCAGCUCUGGAAUCUUCCUAUAACGAAGUAGGCUGGUACUAACAGAGAAACAAACAGUGAACAGAAGACCUCAGCUUGAGGACAGAAAGGUUUGCCUUGGGGAUACUUAUUUUUUUAUGAAAGUACAAGUGUAAGAAAAAGCACAGGUGUAAGCAGUGAGAGAAAGUGUAUGUAGUCAGUGGGGAAGGUGAGGUGAGAUGAGAUGGAAAGUGGGCAUAGGGGAAAAAAGUAUUGAAGAGGUACUAAAUAUGCUAUAUUGCAGGGUAACCAGUUCUUAUAUGACUAUUUCUAGUGAAAAGUAUUAAACAGUGGUGAAGACGUGCACGAUUGCACUGUGGGAUGCCAGUAGUGUGAUUUAAAUUCUUCUCUUUGAAGAAUAGAUUGAGUCAUCUGAGUAGAUUUUUCUGCAGCUCCUUUUUGGUUUUUUUACCAAGCUUUUCUUCUAAUUUGUGGUACCAUCUUUGUUUAAAUUCGAGUGGUGACAAGUGAACCUGCUGGUUCCAGCCCAGACAUAGAAGGAGUGGAGCCAGAACACCACUCUUAAUUACUUUGUUUGUGAAGGUAUGGCAGGAGUAGAAAUCUUGGAAGUCAUGGUCAG